Molecule: messenger RNA, 3545 nt
Organism: Anneissia japonica
Lineage: Eukaryota; Metazoa; Echinodermata; Crinoidea; Comatulida; Comatulidae
Product: shiftless antiviral inhibitor of ribosomal frameshifting protein homolog
Exons: 7
Coding region: 165-935 (256 amino acids)
Biological process (GO): innate immune response; viral translational frameshifting
Molecular function (GO): sequence-specific mRNA binding; ribosome binding
Source: RefSeq, a predicted model, not a curated record
UGGAUGGUACACAUACACAACUCUGCAUUGCUCCGCCAUCUUGUCAGCACUCUAGUUGUUUAAUAGCUCUAUGGCUCGAACUUGAAUCUGCUCGGCGAACUAGCAUUUGCUCGAAGAGAUCCGAACGUACUGACUGGUUUCUUGUUGACUGUUUUACACCGAUCAUGGCGGGCAAUAAGACAUUUUAUAUUAGUAAAGAAGAUUUUAAAUACGGAGAAUUGGAUCGAGAGGUGCAGAGAAAACAGAUCCACACAAUUUGCAGGGCAAUCAAGGAAGGCAUCGGAAAAGAGUUGAACAUAGAAUUUACUAUUGAGCGCAAUGGAACACUCCGAUUUUCUCUGUUUGGUCCACUCAAUCUUAUUGAAAAAGGUAUUGCUUUAAUCCAAAGACGACUGAGAAAGGAUCGUCUGCAAAAGAAAAGUGACCUCCCCGAUGGCAUUCAACCUUUGACACUUGACAAUCUCAAGCUGCACAACAAGAGGUUGGAAUCGCGGCGUCAAUUUUCUUGCAGCCCCUGUAAUGAAACGUGGUGGCGCUGGGUUCCUACUCAUAAACCAGUUUCACGAUGCUUCAAAUGUAAAGUCAGAUAUGAUGCACUCGCUGUUGCUGAUGAAUAUGGUAAAGGAACAUAUCGCUGCAGCUGUGGUAACAUCUUCACAGGGAAAGCGGUUCACAAUGUAGCAUGCAAGUGUAGUAGAUGUCAGGAAAUGGUUUAUCCAUCUGAAAUUGGGCCGUUAACAGAAGGUCAGCAGCGUCGUAGCAGACAUGGCCACUCGUGCGAGAGAUGUGACCACGGACGUAUAUACCCAUGUCCUGCAUUCACUAACCCUCAGAGGGUGGCACUUGGGAGUCAACCCCAUGAAAGUACUGGUUCCACAUGUUCAACAUUCCUGACACAACAAACAGCAUCUGAAUACUUUGAACCAAUUGACUAAACAAGGCAACUGGUCCAGAGCAAUUACAAGCAGUGCCAAACGGUUAUAAACAGACCUGAGCUAUCAUGAGCAUUUAAAAAUAAUACCAAUCCAUCAUGAGCAAUCCUGAGUAUUCACAGUCUAUAAAGAGUCCUGAAGAGUCCCAAUUCCUGAGCAAGUUGUGCAGAGAAAUCUUUUGUGAGUAUGAGAAUUUGCGAGUAGUCGCUAGUGUCUUAAAACUUUAUAUUUUCCUGGAUCUAUACCAAAUCAUAAUUUCCAAAUAUUAAAAGUACUGUAGAAAAAAAUUAUAUUUUAAUUGUGAAUUCAGUACUUUUAUUUUUAACAGAAUUUUCAACAAGGAAUAUAUAUUUUAUCUUGUAGCAGACCAGUUCUUCUAGAUUUAACCUUUCCAUUUAUACUGUACAAGUAAGAAAAUUGUUAAAAAGGUUUUAAAUUAAAGUAAUUUCAAUCCUUAUAUGUUGCAACUGCACAUGCUCAAGAUGUAUAGCUAAAUCUAAACAAUUCCUUAUUGUUUUUAUCAAAAGAUCUUUGGACUUUGAAUUGAUUUAUUUUUAAAAUUCAUUUGAAGACCUUGUUGUAUUUUACUUUUUGGUUUGCUAUUACCGUAUGUUCGUAUGUAUUACUACCAAGUUUCAUCAAUUUUGCUAGGUUGUUUGUUUAAAAUCAGUGCUAAUUUCUCAAGAUUUAUGGUAUUACAUUAACUCAAGUUUUUUCUAAAGUGAGAGAUCACGCUUGUCUCUUUCACACUUUACUAUAGUAAAAUGUUUUAAUAUAUUUUGAUGGAUUUAUUUAGGUUUGAAAUUAUAGAUGGUUGCCUUGUAUGUAGUUAUUUGUUAAAAAUCCUUCUCGAAUACCUAAUUCACAUGUACGGUAUACGAAAAAUUGUAACAAUUUUAUUUUCCCAAAUUUUGCCUUUUGGAAAAUUGUUUUAACACCUACUUUCUUCAACCAUGUAGGCCUAAUACCCAUGUAAAAUUAGCACAGCUAACAAUUUUACAUAUAACUAGACUUACUAUGUCUGUAAAACAGAACAUGGGCUUUUCCACAUUGCCAAAAUUAUUUAAAAAAUCAUUAAAAAAGUAUUUAAAAAAUACAUGAAAAAUAAACUCAUACUAAAGAAAAUUAUGAAGUAAAAAAAAAAUAAGCAUGAAAACAAACUUGACGUCAGACUAUGGCUGCAGUGGUAAUAGAGUUCUUAUCAUUACGCUAAGAACCUGAGCCUGUGGAAAUCAUUGCAUUUUUAGUUUGUCGUACCUUGCAUUGUAAGUCAUGGACGAAAAUUGUUAAUGCAUUUUACAGUAAUUUUGUGUUAAACACAGCUGUAGCUAGUUUGAAAUGCUUUAGGAAAUACAAAUUGCAUUAACAUGUAGAACGACACAUCUUGAUGGUCUUUGCUUGGACAAAGUUUGAAGAUCAUCUAAGCAUGAAAGAUGACCAAAGUGCCGGUCAGAAAACUCUGCAAAAACAUAGGAAAACGAUAGAAGAAAAAAAAAAAAAAUAAUAAUAAUGACUUUUCCUGCUAAUGCAGGAAAAGCCAAUAAAAUCUUUUUUCUGAUGUACUUUCACCACAACAUUCUCAACAUUCAGUUUAGAAAUGUGGUUAGUAGUAUUAGAGCAAAUAUAAAAAAUAUUUAAAAAAAGUAAUUUUAGGUGUAAAGAAUCACGUUUUAGCGUUAAGUAUAAUACAAGAACGUGAAAGAUAAAAUUGUGUAUGGCGAUAUAAAUUACUAGGUGUGGUCUCAUAGUUUACCAAUCUCUUACUACUGAAUAUUCUAUGUUAUGCUAAUUGUGGUUAGGAAUAUUCUACACUUUAAUAAUUUGAAGCAAAAAUUGUAGUUUUAUUUUAUUAAAUAUUAGUAGACACUUGUCACAUAAUUCAAUUUAAGAUAUAAAAUGUUUUAGCAUGACUAUUAUUAGUAUUAGAUGUUUAUGCAUAUUAAUCUAUUUUUGCAAUAUUUGUAAGUGCCUUCUGAUUUUAAUUUCAACACUUCUCCCGUGACACCCCUGUUGAUUUAUAUGCUGCUCCUGGCCUGCUGAUUUAUUUUAAACUUAUUGUUCUGAGAAUUUAUUGUAUACUUGUAGUAUUAUACUUGUAGUAUUUGGUUCACUGACAGCAUUCUUCCCUCAAGAACCGCUUUGCAAAAAGCAACAACAAUCUUUGACAAGAAUAAAAAAAAUAUUUUUUUACUGUAAAUUAUAUGGGGGUCACAGAAUCAUCAGUAGUUAUUUUGUGAUGAAGGAAGAAAUCUUCCCAGACCCUGAAAUUAAUUAAGAUUUAAGCAAUGUUCUAUGCUGCUGACCUAUUAUGUUAUAUCAUCAGUAUCACAAUUAAAUUGUGUUUGUAUUAAAAACAAUAUGAAAUAUUAUUUGAAAUAAAAAAACAGAAGUGUAUUUUAAAGAUUGCUCUAUAUUAUAUAAUUAUUAAAAACUGUUAGCUGUAGAUUUUCAGGGAAUUACCAUUUUAAAUGUACAUAAUUUAUCAAUGAAGAUUGAAAAUAAUAGCAUUCAAAAUGCUUAGAAAAAUGUCUGGAAAUCCACAGCAUUGGAGUUGGUAUAUAAAUAAACUGUAAUUGAUGUAAACUGAAAUAAAUAUUAUUUGAAUGUAGAAAU